GAAAAUACGAAGACGUGGAGGACUAAUGACAAAAAAUGAACGAGAUGUGGGAGAAAUAUUGAAAAAAGUCCCCAAUAAUUAACCGAAUCAACAUAGGAGAAUUCUUAGCUCGUCCAUUGAGCGAAAAUGGCGGCGAUUGACGAGAAAAAAGAGGAGUUCGUGUAUCGAAUCAGCCCCGUCGAUGAAUGGGAAGAGCUGCAGAAUACUGGCACAACUCUCGGUAGAGAAAUCGAUCGAUCUACUGGUUGCAUUCACCUCAGCAGCCUCCAUCAGGUGAAGAUGACUCUGAACAACUUUUUUGAGGGCAGGGAUGAUUUGUUCUUGCUCCAAGUAGCUACUUCAGAGCUCGGGGAGGGAUUGAUCUAUGAAAAAGCUGAUGACUCCAACUUCUUCCCACAUUUCUAUGGCCCGUCUCGAAGCUUUAACCCUCUACCACUUAAAGCUGUCACCAAGGCAGAGAAAUUGGCACUGGUAAAUGGGGAAUUCACUUGCAGUCUUCUGAAUCAAGAGUCAAGCUGAUCCUGUUCUUAUGGUCCUAAUAAUAUCUCAACAAAAUUGAGAAUGUCUUUUGCUCUCAGGAAUUUCAGAUAUGUUAUUUAAACCUUUGCUGUAUCUUAACUUGCAACGUUUGGACGCAUGAAUCCUACUUAAACAUGUAUCAAGUUUGAGUAUGUAUUUCUUUAUUUUCCCCUCCUACUAUUUUACUUGAGGCAUUCUAUGCCUAAGUUAAAAUAUCAUCAAUCUUGCCAUGCACGGGUUUCCUGGAUCAUGAAGGAAUGAUGGAAAGUGUAGAAUCUAGGUUGAAACUGUGGUUAGGAGUUUUUUGAAGGAUUUGUCAAUAAGCAUUCUGGUGAUUGUAUU
This is a messenger RNA of Asparagus officinalis (garden asparagus), 861 nucleotides long. RefSeq lists its product as uncharacterized. The transcript has 3 exons. The coding region runs from base 127 to 519 and encodes 130 amino acids. NCBI's taxonomy places the organism in Eukaryota, Viridiplantae, Streptophyta, Magnoliopsida, Asparagales, Asparagaceae. The record is from RefSeq and is a predicted model, not a curated record.